CCUUUGAACCUUGGACGUAUGGACAAGGAAUGCUCACACUGCCACGCCUUGCACUGGAUCGAUGAAAGGCAAGAGACAUCUUCGAUGAGAAAUCCCAGCUGGGAGUUAUGCUGCAAGCAGGGAUCAGUCCAGUUGCAACUCUUACCUGAUCCAUCUGAGUACUUGAAGGACUUGCUCGAAUGUACGGACAGCCAAGGCCGUCACUUUAAGGACAACCUUUGUCAAUAUAACGCUGCCUUUGCAUUUACCUCUUUGGAGUGCGACAUUGUCUCAGCUGAGGAGCGUAAUGCCAACAACAGCAGAGGUGGACUUAACGCAUUCCAGAUCCAUGAUGCUCUUUGCCACCUCCAGGGGACACUAAUUCCUUAUGAUGGCAGCGAACCAUCCUAUGCUCAACUCUACAUAUAU
Messenger RNA from Rhizopus microsporus ATCC 52813, 408 nucleotides. RefSeq lists its product as uncharacterized. NCBI's taxonomy places the organism in Eukaryota, Fungi, Mucoromycota, Mucoromycetes, Mucorales, Rhizopodaceae. The transcript has a single exon. The record is from RefSeq and is a predicted model, not a curated record. The annotation marks the transcript as partial.